This is a messenger RNA of Acanthochromis polyacanthus (spiny chromis), 2845 nucleotides long. It is a transcript of the gene scamp2, whose product is annotated as secretory carrier membrane protein 2. Gene Ontology annotation, cellular component: trans-Golgi network membrane; recycling endosome membrane. The transcript has 9 exons. The record is from RefSeq and is a predicted model, not a curated record. Gene Ontology annotation, biological process: protein transport. The coding region runs from base 104 to 1096 and encodes 330 amino acids. NCBI's taxonomy places the organism in Eukaryota, Metazoa, Chordata, Actinopteri, Pomacentridae.
ACUUCGAUCGAGGAAGUGGGUAGGACGGCUGACUGAAGCGACAGAGAAGAGUUUGUUGUUUAUUCCGCUUUCAGAGGAUAAAACGCCUCGCACACUUUUCAAAAUGUCGGACUUUGAUAGCAACCCGUUCGCUGCGCCUGCCAGCGACAACCCUUUCAACGAUCCUUCUGUCACUCAGGUGACCAACUCCAGCAUAGACCCGGUUGACCAGUACAACCCUUUCCCUGCCCAGUCCAAUGAUGGCCUUGCUACCCACACGACUCCAGCCUCCACGUCUCCUUACCAACCUGCCGUGUUACAGCCAUCUACAGAGCCCAGUCCACAGGCAACUGCUGCUGCAGCUCAGGCCAACCUGCUGAGACAGCAGGAAGAGCUGGAGAGAAAAGCUGCCGAGCUGGACCGCAGAGAGCAGGAGAUACAGAGCAGAGGCCCGACAGGUAAAGAGAACAACUGGCCUCCACUACCCAAAAGCUUCCCCAUCAAACCGUGUUUUUAUCAGGACUUCUCAGAGGAAAUCCCUACAGAGUACCAGAGGGUCUGCAAGAUGUUGUACUAUCUCUGGAUGUUUCACUGUGUGACUCUGUUCCUCAACCUGCUGGCCUGUCUGGCCUACUUCACCACUGAUGCGACCUAUGGUGUGGAUUUUGGCCUCUCCAUUCUUUGGCUCAUCCUCUUCACUCCCUGCUCCUUCCUCUGCUGGUACCGGCCCAUCUAUAAGGCCUUCAGGACUGACAGCUCCUUCAGCUUCUUCUUCUUCUUCUUUGUGUUUUUCUGCCAAGUGGUGAUCUUCAUCAUCCAGUCUGUAGGCAUCCCUAAGUGGGGCAACAGUGGUUGGAUCGCUGCCUUCUCUGUCAUCGGUCAACACAAGGCAGCAGGAGCCAUUAUGAUUAUAGUGGCCAUCCUCUUCACCAUCUGCGCCGUCAUGUCCAUCAUCCUGCUGAAGAUGGUCCACAGCUUGUACCGCCGCACUGGGGCCAGUUUCCAGAAGGCCCAGCAGGAAUUCUCGCAGGGCGUCUUAACCAAUAAAACUUUCCAAACAGCUGCCGCUGGAGCAGCCUCUUCCGCUGCUCAGGGAGCCUUCCAGGGAAACAACUAAUGGUCGAUUGAACUAAGCAGAGCUUCUUUUUGACAGGUCAAGGUCUGUAUGUUAUCAGGUGUACAUAAUUAUCCAAACUAAACCUAAACAAAUCAGGAAGUCUAAGUUCACUGAGAACUCGCUGGCAGGCAUCAAACUAGCAGUGAUUCAUACUGAGAGUUGAUGGUACUCUGGGAACAGCUCCUGUCAUUUGGAGCCAGUGGUUGGAUUUCUGCAAAUUACAAUCUGACCUUAUAACGUACAGAUCUUGAGCCAGGUGAGGCUGCGUCGGUAACCUCCCUCCUUUCACCCCCACCAUCAGUGCACAUGUAAAUCCCCGUUUUUUUCCUUUUGCUUUUCCCAUUCAGCCUGCAGAGCCUCACUGUCUGGCUCUGCCAGUGUAGAAAACCAUGAAAGGGAAAGUCACACAUCAAGUGCAGACCGGGGUGUAAAGCAUGAAUGAAGUGACUGAUGGCUAUUUCAGAGUAUCUUGGCAUUGUAUAUUUUGUGUGCACUUUUUGGUUCAGUGCUCUUCAGUGUAAUGUGUGAGUGUGUCAGUGUGUGUACGGCCACACAGCUUCAUGUUUGCUCGGCAUGCUUGUGAUUUUCCACACUGAUGAUGGAUCCUGAUCUGGAAUAUAAUAUGAAGUGUUUGUCACUGAUUGACAUGUAUUCACUCAAAAGCCUUUCUCAGUUUAGAUAAAAGCUUUGGUUUUAUGUGCUGUAAAUUUCAGUCUAGUGAAGAAGAUAACAGAUAGAUCCUGUGGUUAAUUGCAAUCUGCCAAGCCUUAAAGUUUUGGUUAUUAUUUGGAUGUUACUGUAAAUAAUCAUUUCAACUUGGAGUCAAAGAGGAAUGGAUUUUACGUCAGCUGAUUUCAUUCUUGUAAACAGCAAAUUCAGAGCUUCUUCAGUAUAGAGGGAGUAUAAUUCCAAUAAGAAUUGUGGCCUAAUUUACUUGAUAAACCAUCCAACUGAUAUUUUUGGUUGUUGGUUAUUGAAGCAGCUUCAGCUACAUCUUUUCAUUGCAAUGCUCAAAAAUGUUUUUUUUAAGGAGACCAAAGCAGUACUGACUAUAGAAAAAAAGAAGAGUAUUUCCUCCCAAGUGGAUUGACAUCCUUUCUUAUAGUUUGCUGAAAUGGUCCAGUCAUCAGCCUGUUCUUCUGAUCUUUACACUAACAUCGAUGCAGGACGAGGAUUGUGAAUCAUAAGGAAUAAUUAGAAAAUAUCUCUGCAUUUAGAUUUGCCCAGUGUUUGUCUGUUUUAUACAUUCAUCCUGAGCUAUGUGAAUUUGCCAUAAUAUUGACCUUCUUAAAAGCAGAUCCACUGUCUCCACAUCACCAGCUACGGUAUUUCAUUUCACUUUUUCGCACAGAUUAUUACAUUUCUUGACAGAAGUUUAGCUCCUAAACGUCUUCUCUGUACCUCCUGUUAGACGAUCACCAAGCUAUAAAUUAUUUGCAUACUGGUGUAUAUUUUCUAUGUGAUUUCCUUUAUUGAAAAGCAUGCUUAUGUGUGUUUAUUUGAUGUACUGUUUGAAUGCCAGCUUGGAUGUCAUAUAUGUUUGCAUUUCUGCCCAAUUCAGACAAUUUCUGUGAUGUUCUUGCUUUAGAUAACAGUCUAAUUCAAGGUUCGACCUUACACCCAUUAUGUAAUGUAACAUUUUUUUAUUAAUUCACACAUUUCUGGAUGGAUUGUAUUGGGAGAACAAAAAUUCAGUGCCUUUUGUAUUUCAACUUUGAAUAUAGCGUUUAAUAAAAUGAUUUGCUACCA